Messenger RNA from Tinamus guttatus (white-throated tinamou), 1026 nucleotides. The record is from RefSeq and is a predicted model, not a curated record. Lineage: Eukaryota; Metazoa; Chordata; Aves; Tinamiformes; Tinamidae.
AUGUCCCCUGCAUGGCCAUGCGUCCGCGAGGGGCGCAUAGUUGCCUGGCAGGGGGUUCCACGUGUUGCUCUCGGCGGCAUUGAGCGGGGCUGGAUCCUGCUCUGGGCACCUCACUUCAGAGCUGGGGAAACUGAGACGGGGAGGCUGGCGUGUGUGAGGAGGCCGGCGCGUUGGUGGCCGCCCCCAGCCCCGGCGGGCUCCGCGCCGCGCAGAUCUACCGGCGCUGCUGGCUGGUCUUCAGAAAAUCCUCCAGCAAGGGGUCCCAGAAAAAAAAAGUUGGCCAUCAUCUUCCCCGACGACUCGGCCCGCACAUUCCCCUGCGACUCGGAGCUGGAGGCCGAGGAGUGGUACAAGACGCUGUCGGUGGAGUGCCUGGGCGCCCGCCUCAACGACAUCAGCCUGGGGGAGCCCGACCUGCUGGCGCCCGGCGUGCAGUGCGAGCAGACGGACCGGUUCAACGUGUUCCUCCUCCCCUGCCCCAACCUGGAUGUCUACGGCGAGUGCAGGCUGCAGAUCACCCACGAGAACAUCUACCUCUGGGACGUGCACAACCCCCGCCUCAAGCUGCUCUCCUGGCCCCUGUGCUCCCUGCGGCGCUAUGGGCGCGACGCCACCCGCUUCACCUUCGAGGCCGGCCGGAUGUGCGACGCGGGCGAAGGCCUCUACACCUUCCAGACCCAGGAGGGCGAGCAGAUCUACCAGCGCGUGCACAGCGCCACGUUGGCCAUCGCAGAGCAGCACAAGAGGGUCCUGCUGGAGAUGGAGAAGAACGUCAGGCUGCUGAACAAGGGCACCGAGCACUACUCCUACCCCUGCACGCCCACCACCAUGCUGCCCCGCAGCGCCUACUGGCACCACAUCACGGGCUCGCAGAACAUGGCCGAGUCCUCCAGCUAUGCCGGCGAGGCGUAUACGGGCGCCCAGGCCAGCUCGGACACCAACCUCCUCAACAGGUUCAUCCUCCUGAAGCCAAAGCCCUCCCAAAGCGACAAGAGCGAAAGCAGGGAGCCCAAGCCGUCCCCGUGA